AUGGCGGAGGAUAUGUUUGGCGAUGCCUCACUCUUUGACGAAUUCGAAAAAGAACGCGAGUCAAAAGGAAGCUUUAUAUUGUACAAGGUUGAUGAAGAAGGCGUAGAAGACAAAAGUAAAAUACAUUUUCGCAUGGGCGAUUCUGAGGACAGUGAAUCGUCAUCUGACGAUGAUUCCGGCGAAAGUGAAAAUGAAAACAACAAUGAUGCUGGAGAGGAACACGAAGGAGCAUCAAUUCAAGUAGAUCUAGACGACAGCGAUAUUGUAAAUGGGGGGAGACGUACUAAAAAUCGUCAACCCCUAGAUAAGACUACUGACUUUAAGCUGUUACAUGAACGAAAUAAGUUUGAGAGAUAUGCAAGGAUUAUUGACUCUACACGGUUUACAAGUGACACCAACAGUCCAGCUUGUCAGAUCAUAUACCAGAAUAACAACUUCUCAAGGAAGUAUCGUACCUCAAUUGAACAAUACAUAAUGCAUUUAAUCAGACGUGAAGAGCAAAAUAAGAAGGAGAGACUGCCAGACAUACAACUCAAGAGCUCAAAUCUGACUUGUGUAGACCUGAACAGCAAGCUGACUUCUAGUCAACGAACCAUGAAGAUGUGGACUUCUCAUGCGAUCAUUGGAAGCAGUCAGUUCCACAGAGAUUUUGUGAUUGACUCCUUGGGCUGGCCUUUGGUUUCUGAUAAUCCAUCCCUCACAGACAGCUGGGAAGCACCCAAAUAUGAACAGGUAUAUACAGACCCACUCCCAAUUGAAGAGGAGAUGAACAGUGGUGAUAAACCCCCAAGACAAAAGCCUACUUGUUUUAAUUGUUGUGGUGAACACAUGAUAGCUGAUUGUCCAGAGCCAAAAGACUUCACUCGAAUUAGACAGAACAGAGACAAAUUUCGUCAGGACAGUGCGGCACAGAAGCCAGCGUCUACCAGAUAUCACUUGGAUAAAUCUUUCCAGUCUGAAUGUGACAGCAACACUUUUGUACCUGGUGUUAUAAGUGAGGAGCUGAUGAAAGCCCUAGGGAUCACAUCUCGUUACUUGCCGUCAUAUAUUUACAAGAUGAGAGUUUUAGGAUACCCACCUGGCUGGUUGGAAGAGGCCAAAGUGCAAAGCUCGGGACUAAUUUUGUUCGAUGGCGAAGGAAAUGAGGUGGAUGUGAAUGGGGAGAGUAUGGAGGAUGGUGAAGUCAGUGACACAGUUCCUAAUCGUGGUCAGAUAGACCCAGAAAAGAUUAUAGCAUAUCCAGGAUUUACAGUACCUGUACCACAGGACACCAUAGAUGAAUAUGAGGAGCUGGGAGCACCACCCUUGCAGGAACACCAGCUGAAGAGUACUCUAACUGCACAACUGUCUGGCAUGAAGAGGAAGAUGGAAGAGGCAGAAGAAGUUCGAAAGAAGAGGAGAAAAAGGGAGAAAGCUAGCUUGGAGGAGAUGGACCUUUCAGAUAAUGAUGAUGCUCAGAACAUGUCGAUUGACAAUGAUUGCUUUGUUACACCUGACCCGAAAAAACGGAAGAGAUUGCCUGUUCCUGGUGAACCACCUCUGCCACUCAAUACCCCACCAGGCAAACCCCCUAUCCCCAAGGAAACCCCGCCUCCAACUCCAGAAGGAGCUGAAAGACAGAUGUCUGAGGGACGGGAGAAGUCACCUUCAUUGGAGGACCUGGAGCAACAGUAUCAAUUGCUGCAAGAGAAGUUGUGUGAAGCUGAUGGUGAUAAGGAAGGGAAGCUACAGGUGAUGGACAGCUGUGGACCAGAUGAUGAGGUAGUGGAGGAAUCCAACAUUUCUAAAGAACAACUCUCAAAGGUUAGCUCAGUAGAGUCUGGGUCCAGCACUCAGGAACUGUUACAAAGCCAGAUGUCAGGAAUGAGCUCCACUGGUUCAAUAACCUCAUUUGGGGAACUGGGUAGAGGAAGCCCUACUUCUUCACUACCAGGUACACCAGUGGUUGGACCUAGUAGUAGCUUAUCUGACCUUAACUUUGCCUUUAAAUCCGCCACUGGAUCCAUAUCUAGGGAUUACGGUACACCCAUACAAAAGAGACAGGGUGUGGCAAAUGAUCUGCCUGAUGCAGAAAAAUUCGGCGAAGGAAUUAUGGAUCAUAUUCCUUAUGAAAAUCUCCCAGAAGCUACUGGUACUUUUGAAAAAAUGCGUGGACUUAUUGACAGAAUACGCACUAAAGUUAGCCUACGGAAAAAGAAGUCCUGACCAAUCUAGUGAUGUCUAUAUUUCUAGCCUUACCCAUGAAACACUCCUCAUCCCCAUCACAGACAUUGGUAUAUAUUAUACAGAUGAUAAUCAUACACAUUUCGGUCUAUACCAUACCAGUCUUUUUCACGGACUCUAUAGAUAGCUGUCAUCAUCACCAAUCAAAUAGAAAGAGUGAUUUAAUGAGAGAAUAACUUCUAAAAUAUUUCAAGAUGUAUCCCUAUUGUUUAUGAUUUCUAUGUCAUCCCCUUGGAAGUGACAAAUGAUAUAAAAGGAGAAAAAAAUUAAGGAAAUUAGUAUCAAAGGAAUUUAACUUUAUACAGUAGAGAAUACAAAUCCAUAAUCCAUUGCUUCAGAAAAGUCACUCACUAGAUGGAGAAAAUGAUCCUCCUCUACAACAGGUGUUUCAGUCUGAUAAAGCUCAGAUUUUGUAGACUAACUGAUUUUUAUGUGGAAGCAUGUUCUGUAGUUAUAAUAUUUGGAUAUUUUACUGGAUCAUUUAGGUUUUACUGACAGGUUGAACUAGUUUCAUGGUUUUAUGUGUCUAGUCCACUAUCUCUGUCAAACUGGUUUUGUUGAUAAAUAGGCUCUCUGUGUCAUUUCACAUGAAUUAUCAUACAAAAAUUAUAGACUUAUCAUUAAGGAUGUUCUCCUGAUGUUGACCGAAAUUUGGACAAAAUGAAGUUAAGUUCUAAAAUACUCUACUGGAAGAUGGUAAGUGUAAAAAUUUUCAUUUUUUCAAAAAUGUUAUUUUUUGGUUGCUAUGCAGUUUAAGCUUGUUGUAUCAAAUGAAAAUCUGGUAUUUAAUUAAGUAAUACGUUAUUAUCUUUCAACGAAAGACGGAAAAAAAAACAUUAGUCUGUUAUUCAGGAAAAAAUUUCAAAAUCUUAAGUGAAAAUGAAUUAUUUCUUGUAACACAUAUUCUGACAUCUGUAUUGGACAAGGUGCAGCAACAUAUUGCUAUUUUGCUAUUAACUCAUUUUCUAAAAUUCAAGGCUUUAAAAAUUCAUCACCAGAAUGAAAGUUUAACACUGGAAAAUUUCAUGCUUCUCGGAGGAGAACAUAAUUAAAUAUCGGUCAUCUAACAGUAAUAGUAACAGUAAUAGUAAGGUGUUUUAAAGAGGCAAUGAUCAGAUGAAAACAUUAACAUGAAAUUUUCCCAUGAUUAGUUAUUGUAAACAUACUUCAUUUGGUGCAUUCAUAUUUUAGUGCAUUAUCACUUCAUGACAGAUUUGCAGAAUGAUAAAUUUGCAUAUCCAUGAUACUGACUUUAUAAAUAGCAGAUAGAAACUGAUAUUAGGGCAUCUAUAUUUAGCGCAACACUUUCAGCAGGAAAGUGUGAUAAUAAGAUUGCAAUUAUGUACCUAGUUUCUGUGUUGGUUCCAUGAUGUGGUGUGAUGUUUUCAAGUGAAGGUUUAUCAGAUGCUCAUUGAAAAUUUUCAUCAACUCCUCAAUUGAUUCAAAUUGGUAGUGCAGAUAGACAUACCUUAUCAAAGAAUUGCAAAUCUGGAUGAAAUCAGAAAGAUUUUUUUCAGUAUAUUUUUGGAGGUGGGAACAAAUGUUAGGUCUUUUGGGAAUGGACAGUCUCAAAGAGGGAUAUAUUUAACAUUAAUGAAAUAUUUAAAUGUCAUUGUGAUUGACUGUAAAUAUAUUGUGUCAUUUGGACUAUUCAUUCAGGAGUCCAGAGUUUAAGGUCAGUGUAAGACAAAAUAGUGUGAUGUCACAAUUGUUUUGUUGAAGUAAAUGGUAUUUUUUAUAAUGUUAUAUGGGUACUGAUAGUUACAAAUUAUGUUAUCUGAGAAUCUGUAACAUGUUCAAGGGAUCAGUAUUAAAUGGUGAUAAUUUGAGGCCAAAGAAUUUCAAUAUUUACUACCUAUGAAUGACCUUUCAUUAAAUCUUACAAUUUUUUUUGUAAAAUUACAAAAAUAAGAAAAAAAAUAAUACCAACAGCAGCAAUUUUGACAGAGACAAAUUAAUUUUGAAAAUGCUGAGCUUUUAUCAUAUUUUGUGUUUUAACUUUAUUCAUGCAAUGUUCUGAAACUAAUGGCAGCUUAUAAUCAAUGAUAGAUGUUACAUUUUAAACAUUUCCUGAGUGGGUGUUAGACUGUCUUAUUUUAAAGCAUUGGUCUUCAUUCUCAUCACCAGAAAAGGCACAUUUUUGUAUUUUAGGUUUCAAAAAUGAAAUGACGGUAAAAAGUCAUGACGUACCAAUAUAGACAACCCAGAUAAUUAAAUUUUUCAUGUUGUGAUGUCAGUUUCAUGUGUAAUUGUUAGUAUUCAGGAAUAUUGUUUUACUCUUCAAUGGAAAAACUGAUAAAUAUAAUUUGGUAAAAGAGAAAUUUGAUUGUAAUUUACACAAGAAUAUGUUCAAAUUACAGCCAAUGUUGGGACAUUUUCAGUUCAGAAUACCACACUUUCCUUUACCAAAAAGCCCACGACCAAGAGUGGGAUAUUGACUGGGAGAUGCCUUCCUUGACACAUGUGGGAGGGUGAAUACUGAAAUAUUAGCCCCAUCUAUCAAUACAAUUACAUAAUAUAUAUAUUGACAGGUGAGACUUAUACCCCUGUUGUGCCAUGGAUGUUUUAACGAUGUCCUUUUGUGAAGAUAAAAUUUAAAAAUUAGAAUAUUAGUGCAGCAAAAAAAAGUUGGUUCUAUUUUAUUAAAAAAGAUUGGCUUCGAAACAUACCUUAUUUUGUCGCUGUCUGGUUGAAAACAAGAAACAAUUGUUAAGGAUGAAUCUAAUUUUCAAUCGGAAUCAUGUUGGCUGCUCUUCAAUUUACGAUUACUUUGUUUUUAAUGAUAAGGUAUUCAAAGAUAAAGAUAGGUGAUGUACUCAUUGGCAAAAUUGUUAACAUGAUCUGUGAAAGCGUUGAUGUAGUGAAUGACAUAACAUUUGCUAUUGUAGAAUAUCUCUAUUGUGAUGUUGUUUUUAUAUAGAACACAAAAAUGAUACAAUUAAAAAGAUACA
Ylistrum balloti is the source of this 5174-nucleotide messenger RNA. Its product is annotated as zinc finger CCHC domain-containing protein 8-like. Gene Ontology annotation, molecular function: RNA binding. Bases 1 to 2205 code for a protein of 734 amino acids. Gene Ontology annotation, cellular component: catalytic step 2 spliceosome. The transcript has 15 exons. Lineage: Eukaryota; Metazoa; Mollusca; Bivalvia; Pectinida; Pectinidae. The record is from RefSeq and is a predicted model, not a curated record.